Messenger RNA from Hypomesus transpacificus, 3567 nucleotides. It is a transcript of the gene ano6, whose product is annotated as anoctamin 6. The coding region runs from base 148 to 2931 and encodes 927 amino acids. Gene Ontology annotation, cellular component: plasma membrane. The record is from RefSeq and is a predicted model, not a curated record. The transcript is spliced from 20 exons. Gene Ontology annotation, biological process: calcium activated phosphatidylcholine scrambling; chloride transmembrane transport; calcium activated phosphatidylserine scrambling. Gene Ontology annotation, molecular function: protein dimerization activity; chloride channel activity. NCBI's taxonomy places the organism in Eukaryota, Metazoa, Chordata, Actinopteri, Osmeriformes, Osmeridae.
UCCAUAAGUUUUUGGGUGGGCGGAGGCUAGAGCUGUCAAACCAUGUCCCUUCCAAACCGCACCCUUUGUCAACUUCAACUACUUUGUCCUCCAAUGUUGUGUCAGAAAGAAAAAAUAUACUUCUCGAUUAACUAAAGUUACUUACACAUGACUUGCUUGACGGAUAAAAUGACCGAAAGUGGAGAGAACGAUCUUUUUGAAAUGGACUCGAUGUCCGUUACGGAAUAUUUGCAGGAUGAUACGGAGAUACAGAUUGGGAUAGUAGAGGAAGUCGUCUAUUUUCAGGAGUUUUUGCCAACAUAUGAGACCAUACCUGAAGGAACAUUAGUUCCCAAAGCAGAAAAGGCUGAGUUCAAUGACCAACCUGACUCAUUGUUCUUCAACGAUGGGGUGAGGCGGGUCGAUUUUGUCUUGGUCUAUGAGGAUGAGGACAAGAAAGAUAUUGACAAAAGUCACAUCUUUCAUCAACGAAAACGGAGGCGAGAGUACUUUGAAGCCAGCUUGAUGAAGAUGAAGAUGGAAUUGGAAGCUACCAGAUCUGUGGUUGAUGAAAAACUAAUAUUUGUCAAGGUCCACAUGCCAUGGGACUUAUUGUGCACCUACGCUGAGGUUCUCCACAUCAAGAUGCCCAUCCAGCCUAACGAUCUCUCGUCCCAGUCUUCACCUUUUAGCUUCCUCUCCUGCCUAACCAAAUUCUUCUACCCCAGCGAGGAGGUGCUUUCCAAAGAGACAGAGUAUUUUACUGCCCCCUUCGAGAAAGAUCGUCUUGAGUACUUCUGUGUGAAGGACCAGGACCUCUUUUUCCCACCAUCCAUGAGGAGUAGGAUGGCAUAUUAUAUCCUUAGCCGAGCCCCUUAUGAGGUGCGAGGGAACCUGAAGAAGUUUGGCAUCAGUAAGUUGCUGGAUAGCGGAGUGUAUAAGGCUGCCUAUCCUCUCCAUGAUUGCAGAUUCAAUGUCCCGUCAAAGGAGGAUGUCUGCCCUAAUGAGAGAUACUUGCUUUAUGAGGAAUGGGCUCACCCUAAAAGCUUCUACAAGAUGCAGCCUCUUGAUCUCAUUAGAAAAUAUUAUGGUGAGAAGAUUGGCAUUUAUUUUGCGUGGUUGGGUUUCUAUACUGUGAUGCUUGCCCUCGCAGCCAUCGUGGGACUAGGCUGUUUCAUUUAUGGGUAUAAAACUCAAGAAACAAGCACUUGGAGCAUGGAGGUGUGUGAUCCCAUGAUUGGAGGAAAUAUUGUAAUGUGUCCCCAGUGUGACAAGGAGUGCACAUACUGGAGAUUAAACAGCACUUGUGAUUCUUCUAAAAAACUUUGCAUAUUUGAUAACUUUGGGACAUUGGUGUUUGCGGUCUUUAUGGCCAUUUGGGUGACAUUGUUUCUUGAGCUCUGGAAACGUUAUCAGGCGGAACUGGAGUAUGAAUGGGACACUGUGGAGUUCCUUGAGCAAGAGGAGCAACCUCGUCCAGAGUUUGAGGCCAAGUGUACCCAUGAAAGAAUAAAUCCUGUCACACAGGUGAAGGAGAAAGUUCCUUUUACAGCCUGUGGAAGAUGUGUUCGAGUGUCAAUAGGAAUCGGGACUGUUAUGUUCUGGAUCCUGCUGAUCCUGGCGUCAGUAGUGGCAAUCAUAGUCUAUCGCCUGGCUGUGUUCUUCUCAUUUUCUGCAAGACUCAGGGCAGACCUGAAGGAGCUUGAACCGUUCAAGGAGUAUGUGACUCCACAAAUGGCCACCUCUGUCACAGCCUCCAUCAUCAGCUUUGUUGUAAUCAUGAUACUCAACAUUGUCUAUGAAAGAGUGGCCAUCUGGAUCACAGACUUUGAGCUACCAAGAACCAAGACAGAGUAUGAGAACAGUCUUACUCUGAAGAUGUUCCUUUUCCAAUUUGUAAACUAUUAUUCAUCUUGCUUCUACAUUGCCUUUGCCAAGGGAAAAGUGGUUGGCUAUCCUGGUCAGCCAGUCUAUUUGUUGGGAAAAUACAGGAAUGAGGAGUGUGACCCAGGCGGAUGCUUGAUUGAGUUAACAACCCAGUUGACCGUCAUCAUGGGUGGCAAAGCUAUCUGGAAUAACAUACAGGAGGUACUAAUGCCGUGGGUCAAGAAUUUGAUUUUCCGUUACUGCACUCGUGUGGGCUCAGAAAAAAUUAUUCCUCGCUGGGAACAGGAUUACCAGCUUCAGCCCCUUGGAAAGCUGGGACUCUUUUAUGAAUACUUGGAAAUGGUAAUCCAGUUUGGCUUUGUGACACUGUUUGUGGCAUCCUUCCCACUGGCCCCAGUACUGGCACUGGUCAACAACCUGUUUGAGAUCCGAGUUGACGCCUGGAAGAUUACCACCCAGUUCCGCCGCAUAGUGCCAGAGAAGGCCCAGGACAUUGGGGCCUGGCAGCCUAUUCUUCAGGGAAUUGCAAUUUUGGCUGUGGCAACAAACGCAAUGAUUAUUGCCUUUACAUCUGACAUGAUUCCUCGGUUGGUGUACUAUUGGUCUUUCUCUGUGUACCCAUAUGGUGACCAAUCCAAUCAUACUAUGGAGGGCUACAUCAACAACACGCUUUCCGUGUUUGACAUCAAGGACUUCUCCAUUGACAGUAGACCACGUAACACACCAUACUGGCUUAACAACAUCACCACUUGCAGGUACAGAGAUUUCAGAUAUCCACCUGGACAUCACAGAGAAUAUCAAUACAGCAUUUACUACUGGCAUGUGGUAGCUGCAAAAAUGGCUUUUAUAAUCGUUGUAGAGCACAUUGUGUACCUCACCAAGUUCAUACUGGCCUAUGUAAUCCCGGAUGUACCUUACGCUGUAAAAGAACAGAUCAAACGAGAGAAGUACUUGACCCAGGUCAUCCUUCAUGAGGCUAACCUCAAAUUGGUAACCAAGCGCUUGAGGCCAGUUACUGACAAGGUCCUUGAAUACACUGUGGACACAGAGGUGGAUUUACACUGAUGACUUGCCUUUCUCAUUCAAGAUGCAAUGAUAUAGUGCUUACUUGAUGCCAACAACUCUGAUGUUAGAAACUUAUCAUGUAAUUGAUUGUUUCAGUUACACUGUUAAAUCUCUUGUAUGUAAUUCUACAUAGACUGUAUAGUGGUAAGUGUUUAAGUAAAGUUUGUCACUACCCCAAGGCAAAUCACAAAGUGAUAAGAAUUUUAAUAUAGUACUUAUACAAUAUUUCUUGAAAGUGGUCUAAAACCUGGAACAUUGAGAUGGUGGCAGAAAUGAAACUGUUGAUGGGAAAGUAUUUUUUCUUCUCUUAAGAAUUUACAUAAUCUUUAUAUGAACAACAUAUACAUUUUAAUCUGUGUCUUGUAACUUUAAUUUGUGCUGUAUAUUAUAGAAAGAAAAAAAGUUUUACAAACGUGUAAGAACAUCUGAAUAAAUUUGCAUCCAGCUUUCCAGAAGAAUUGGAGAUAAUGUUCAUGUUUUUAGAAAAUCACAGUAGGGGAUUCAAGUUUGAGACUCAAGGAAGAUGACAUGAACAAUUGUUUUAAAUGAGGAUUCAUUUUGAUUGUUUUUGUUGUGUUUUCAGUCAAACACUGAGAACAUGGCUUUUGUAUUAAAAUUGUCCUUGUGUUUAUUUUU